ACUGCACUCCCUCUGAGCGUGUCCAGCCUCGACUGCCUGACGGAUCACUUUCCGCUCCAACACCGCCAGUUCCUUCUCGCCGUGACUCAUGCCUAUUGUGCCAGGCAGGACGCACUCUGCCCUGCAGCCCCACAGGUGGUAUCGACUAGGGGAGACUGUUCCCGCCAGGCUAAGCAGUGGAGCGCCGCACAGCGCGCCUUCCCGCCUCUCAACUGCUGCCCCAGCAGUUCCGACCCAGCGCCAGCAGGCCUGCUCGGUCGAUCUUCGAGCCGAAGAUGCGGCGGGGCUGGAAGAUGGCUCUGUCCGGGGGGCUACGGUGCUGCCGCCGUGUACUUUCCUGGGUGCCUGUGCUUGUUAUUGUCCUCGUCGUGCUCUGGUCCUACUAUGCCUACGUCUUUGAACUCUGCUUGGUGACUGUCUUGAGCCCAGCAGAAAAAGUUAUCUACCUCAUAUUCUACCAUGCCAUCUUUGUGUUCUUUACCUGGACCUACUGGAAGUCUAUUUUUACACUCCCACAACAGCCAAACCAGAAGUUCCACCUGUCCUAUACCGACAAGGAGCGCUAUGAAAAUGAAGAGAGACCUGAGGUCCAGAAGCAGAUGCUUUCUGAUAUGGCCAAGAAGCUACCAGUUUACACAAGAACCGGGAGUGGAGCCGUAAGGUUCUGUGACCGGUGCCAUUUGAUCAAGCCAGAUCGCUGCCACCACUGCUCUGUCUGUGCCAUGUGUGUAUUAAAAAUGGAUCAUCAUUGCCCUUGGGUUAAUAACUGCAUUGGAUUUUCCAACUAUAAAUUCUUCCUUCAAUUCUUAGCUUAUUCUGUUCUCUAUUGCCUGUACAUUGCCACAACGGUCUUCAGCUAUUUCAUCAAAUACUGGAGAGGGGAAUUGCCCAGUGUUCGCUCUAAGUUCCAUGUCCUUUUUCUCCUUUUUGUGGCCUGCAUGUUUUUUGUCAGCCUUGUGAUUCUCUUUGGUUACCACUGUUGGCUUGUCAGCAGAAACAAAACCACCUUAGAGGCCUUCUGUACUCCAGUGUUUACAAGUGGCCCAGAGAAAAAUGGGUUCAACCUUGGCUUCAUCAAAAAUAUCCAGCAGGUGUUUGGAGAUAACAAGAAGUUCUGGUUAAUACCUAUUGGGUCCAGCCCUGGUGAUGGACACUCUUUUCCUAUGAGGUGUAUGAAUGAGUCGCAGAACCCAUUGCUAGCAAAUGAAGAGCCCUGGGAAGAAAAUGAGGAUGACAACCGAGAUUAUCCAGAAGGAUCAUCAUCUCUUGCUGUGGAAACAGAAACGUAGCAGUUUUCACAUUUCCUGCAUCUGUCAAACAGGACCCUCUAUCUCCAAUGAAGCUUACAGAGUUCAGUGUUGGGAACCAUUCUAAUCUUCAGAAUAAGUCACCAUGGCAGAUUGGAAGCUUCACAAUUUGAAUGCAUCCCAUCAAAUACUUGCUGUGCAGAUAGAUGUUUCAGGACUUUACAGGUUAUUUAAUUUACUAGCUGAACUCAUCAAUCUGGUAGCAAUUAAUUCAAGCCAGUCUUCCUCUGCUUCUUUCUUCAUUUCCCCUCUCCCCAUCUGUGAAAGCCUAAAUGUAACAUAUUUAUCUUUCCAGAGGCUCUUUUCAUUCCUCUUGUCAGGUAAAGGGGAACUCAAAAGACUUCCUUGGAGUCUUUAACUCCCCUAGAAAGACUGUUAAUCAUAGAGUCUUUGUUUUAUUGAGGGGAAUCAGACUAGCUUGCUGCUUGUACACAUGUGCAUUUAUAAGCAUGCAUAUGUGCAGCAUAUUUACACAAAAUUCUUCUGUGGUGUUGUGAAAAUUGAGGCUUAAAAAAUCUGAAGUUUUUAUUCAAUCAUAUUUUUUUAAAUAGCCAUUUAAAUAUUUGCUGAGCUGUGAACACCUUCCCUAUAUCAGGUACCUAAAAUUCAAGAGGGAGAUUCAACACUGUGAUCAAGGUCCUCAAAUUGGGAAUUGAACAACUAUGUAAAACCUGUUCUCUGUCAUAGAUGUGUGGUAUUCCUGAAAACACCACAGCUAAGAGAGAAGAUCAGAUCAGAUUUCCAUUUUAUUUAACAUAAUGAUUGGUGUUUUAAAGACUUUUAAUGCCACGCUGUGGUAAAAUUCUCCAAUAACGUUUAUUCUUUUUUCUGCUACCUAGCUUUAUUUUAGCCUUUAUGAAUUACUCUUAUGAUGAAAGAAAAACUAUAAGCCUAAGUUAUGGACCAUUGGCUUUAAGGGGUUUAAGGAUGAUGUUCAGGUUAAAUUACAAUACUGUUAAUAAGGGUGAAGUUUCACAGUUGAAAUUAGCCUAAGGAUUAGCACUAAAGAUAUUUUUUUCACAACAGGGAUUAGUGUACAGAUAGUGAAAAACCUAACAGUAAUAUGCCAAUUCUUUCUCCUUUUUCUUUUCUUUUUUUUCUUUUAGUUCCAGUAGUAGUGCAGCCAUUAAGAUAGUUUACAUCCAUUUCCCAAUUUAUUUAUAAUAAGCCUUUAUUUUAGUCCUAGUGCCUGAAUCAAUGAGUAUGGACAUUAAUGCUGCUUCUCUAUAAUAAUAAUACCUAAGAGUAUUGAUGGUUUUCAUUUCUCAGUCAGUCAUAGUGCCCAGCUGCUAACAAUAGAAGUCCCAACUCUUACAGAGAUCAGUGAGUUAGAGGCAUCGUACUGAUAUCAAGUUGUUGAGCUCCUAGAGGGAUGUUAGUUUUGCUAAAUUAUUCCCCCUAAAACCUUUUUGAGUAAAAAAGAAUUGCCUGCCACAAACAAUUCAGUGUUCAGAUUCCAGUAGAGCUGUGAAUGUGAGCAAUUCAGCUACUUAAAGCAACAAAAGACAUGUUCAUUUGAAUCCUCUAGGUAAUUUUGGUCACAGUAAGACUUUCAGCAUAAAUUAAAUGGAUUGUGAUUGUGGCCAGCAUUUCAUUUAAAAGGAUACUAGACAUGACUAAAUCUAUUAGGGCCAGGGACUGUUUCUCAAACUCAGAUGCCAAGAACCAGCCUAGAGGACUAUGCACACUGGGUUUCAUGAAGAAAUCGUGUAUGUUCAGAUGGGAAGAUACUUCUUCCCCUUCCUCUUUCCCUUUAAAACACUCUCUUGUUUGGGUUAAUCUUGAAAGCAUAUUUGAUCAUCCACAUGGUCUUAUGUUUGACAAGCCUUGCCUUAUAUUCAUAUAGAAAUGCACCUUUCCUAAAGGUAGGGCUGUUGCUUACUCCACAGCCAGUAGGCCUCAAAGCAAUCUUUCCCAUCCAUCAUCUUCUGCCAAGAGUUUAGGCAGAAUAGCUGCUAACUAUGAUUCAAAGUCAGGAAGGAAUCAAGAACUUAUUUAAUGAAUAGAGUGUAUCAGCACUCAGCACUCAUAGAAAUCAGGUCAUAAAAGACAGUGUCAGGGAACUACAAAAAAGCACUGGAAGGGUAAAGCUCAGGAAAGCUAUAAUGCAAAGUUGAUUGUUUAAUGUCUUACAGACUUACACUGUCUUCAAAAGGCCAAAUAAAUCAGGGUUUUACCUGGGGGCUUAGGGAAAUAAAGAAACCCUAUUCCUAUCUCUGAACCUUUAUUCCAAUAGCUUAUAGAUUCUGAUAAUUCUCUAUAAUAAUAAUACCUAAGAGUAUUGAUGGUUUUCAUUUCUGUCAGUCAUAGUGCCCAGCUGCUAACAAUAGAAGUCCCAACUCUUACAGAGAUCAGUGAGUUAGAGGCAUCGUACUGAUAUCAAGUUGUUGAGCUCCUAGAGGGAUGUUAGUUUUGCUAAAUUAUAGGUCAUUGAGUAUUGACUUCUGUACCUAGACACCACCACCCCCCAAUUGGUUGACUAUUUAUAAGGAAGACAGACAGGUUUGUUUGAUAAUUAGCAUACCCUGAUCUGGCUCCUUUGCUUGCUUUUCCUUGGGGCCACAUCCAAUAACCUCUAUGGGAUCUCAUUCCCCAAUCUUUGGUACCCAGCUUCCCCAUUUGCAAAACAAAGACACUCGUUAGGAUCAUACAGGUGAAAGGUGCUAUGUAACUCCCCAGUGCUCUUAUAUGUCCUUCAUUGCAGGAAUGGAAUGCAAAGUUUAACCAGAACAGUAUUUCUAAACAAAUCAGUGUGCUCCAUUCUUUCUUCCACACUCUCAUUGAUGAUUUGUUCUUGCAGAACUUAGAGUACCUUAUUAAUGUUAUUCCAUUCAUUCCAACAAUGUCCUUGGAAAGAGGUGGAAUAGAAGUGAUUUUCCCCAUGGUACAACCUUAAAAAUUAAGGACAAGGGCUUCCCUGGUGGCGCAGUGGUUGGGAGUCUGCCUGCCGAUGCAGGGGACGUGGGUUCGUGCCCCAGUCCGGGAAGAUCCCACGUGCCACUGAGCGGCUGGGCCUGUGAGCCAUGGCCGCUGAGCCUGCGCGUCCGGAGCCUGUGCUCCACAGCAGGAGAGGCCACAACAGUGAGAGGCCGGCGUACCGCAGAAAAAUAUAUUAAAAAUUUAAAAAGAUAAAUAAAUAAAUAAAAUUUAAAAAAAUUAAGGACAAAAGAAAUGAAGCACCCUCCAAAAGCACAUAGCUGUCUGGGACAGAACUCACAGUUGCCAUGUCCAGUGCAUGGUUAGAGUGACUUGGCUUCCCAGUACUCUGGGAUAACCAUGAAGCAGCUUAGAACACUGAGAGCAAUUGGGGCAGGACCACAUUUCAGAAGAGUCUCACUUUGUCCAAAAUCUGAAAGUAUGCAAUUUAUACAAUUCUUAUUUUCUAUGUGAUAGAAAUGUAAUAUGUGCCUCUUUCCCCCUCUGGCCCCAUGUGACACAUAUAUUUCACACUGUGUGGCAUCAUCCAGUGCCAUUAUGUCCUCUGGCACCCAUAGAGCCCACUCUCAGGAUUGUCUUUGCCAGAGAAAAGAAUGUGCUUCCUCAUGUUUAUGCCAAGUUGCACAAAGUGUGGACAUUGAGAUUAAUGAAGAUUUAAGCACAAUCCUAGCAGGUAUAAGAAUAUUGAAUAUACAUUAUUGUAACGUGCAUCUGAAAUUUAAUAUGGCCCAAAUUCAUAGGAAUGUAACCGUCAUGCAAAGCCUGUCCCUUUCACCUAUCAUCACACAUAUACAUCUAUACAUGUGUGCACACACACAGUGCUCCCAAAGCAGGCUGCCUCGUCAUCAGGAGCAAAUACUUUAAAGGAAUGAGUCUCUGUCCUCUUAGAAAAAUGUCCAACAACAGUCACUGCAAGUUAAGAAUAUUCCAUUCAUACAUUCUAAAACUUCUGCUCCUAGAGUAGCUAAGGUACUCAGUUGGUGCCAAAGACAUGUUCUGUGCCUCUAUCAGAGUCACAGAAGGCAAGUGACAAGAUUGUUAGACCUUUCCACAAGCCUCAUGUUCUUUGAAAAUUCAUGAGUUCCAUCUAAUCAGUAGUAAAUAGUUUAUGAGGUAUGGUACAUCUGCAUUUCUUUAACCAGAGCUAUAAUGUACCAUAUUAAAUUGUAGUCUUUUGCAUGCAGGUAUUGUGUAAUAUAAUAAUGAAUGGAUGGCACCUAAUAGCAUGCAACCCAUGACCGUUUACUUUCCCAAAAGGGCUAGGGCUGUGUCCCACACAGUGUUCAAAACUAUUAAAUGUAUUAUUUGAAGCAGUCUAGUAUAUGGCCAUCAGCAGAUUGAGUUAGACAUGAAUGUAAUAUAACAGGAAAUAGAUUCUUAGUAGGGAAUGGUGUUAAAGGGGAAAAAAACAGUAACAUAAGAUGCAUUUAAGGAAUAAUGGCUGUCAUCCUGCUGGCUAAAUCAGCAAAGGGAUGCAGCAGGAAAGCUUGUACUGGGUCUUGGUAAUAUAUGAAAUGCAUUGGAGACCCAGAAAAAGAAAAGCACUGGAGACCUCAGCAGUUAAGCUCAAGUUGCCAAUUUGCUACAAAUCCUUUUUUCCACCAAUCUGCUCAAAGUAAUUGUAUAUAAUAUUCUUAAAACCAUGUGUCUUGCUACAAAAAUACCCACAAAUACUGACCAGCUUUAUCUUCCCAAGUUCUUAAUUAAAAGCAUAUGCAUAAAAUUGUCAUUUCUUUUCUAUAUUAUGGAGUUGUUAAACAAUGUUGGCAAAGGCUAAAAUUUCAGACCACCUUGAUGGAAGCUUCUAUACUUCUCAUUUCAUGGGUAUAAUAGUGGAGUUUGUUCACUCCCAGGUUGAUUUGUAUGGGGUAUGUAGACUCCUCUUUAACAUCUCAUCUUCCAAACACCCCCCAUCCCUGUGCUCAGUGUUUCUUAUGUUCCUACAUGGAUAUUAGUUGGGAAAUUAUCAUCAAUGGCUUUUAGAUAGAAUGCUGACUAGUCUAAUGUCACUUAAUCAAGUUCAGUCUGCUCAGCCUCACACAUCUUUUGCCUUUCCCUCUGUUAUUGUGAUAACU
This is a messenger RNA of Mesoplodon densirostris (Blainville's beaked whale), 6319 nucleotides long. RefSeq names its product zinc finger DHHC-type palmitoyltransferase 15 (gene ZDHHC15). Gene Ontology annotation, molecular function: protein-cysteine S-palmitoyltransferase activity. The transcript has 12 exons. The record is from RefSeq and is a predicted model, not a curated record. Gene Ontology annotation, cellular component: Golgi apparatus; endoplasmic reticulum. NCBI's taxonomy places the organism in Eukaryota, Metazoa, Chordata, Mammalia, Artiodactyla, Ziphiidae. Gene Ontology annotation, biological process: peptidyl-L-cysteine S-palmitoylation; protein targeting to membrane; synaptic vesicle maturation. Bases 276 to 1289 code for a protein of 337 amino acids.